Molecule: messenger RNA, 2016 nt
Organism: Aspergillus aculeatinus CBS 121060
Lineage: Eukaryota; Fungi; Ascomycota; Eurotiomycetes; Eurotiales; Aspergillaceae
Product: aldehyde dehydrogenase family protein
Exons: 2
Coding region: 217-1821 (534 amino acids)
Molecular function (GO): aldehyde dehydrogenase (NAD+) activity
Source: RefSeq, a predicted model, not a curated record
AGGGAGGCUGCCGUCACGUUCAAUGUGCCCAUUCCUGCGGAGAUUAGAGCCAACUGGGAAGGGAAGAAAUGGGAUCAGCUUGAUGGAGAAGCGAAGAGGGUGGUUGAGGGGCAGGUUCGAGGGGUAAGUUUAUUGUCCGUUUUCUGCUUGUGAUUCGGCAGAUCAGAAACUCAUUCGAACUGAUCCCUGGAAUAGCAAUGGAACGACAACCUGAUUAUGAGCUACUGUCCCGCUGAUGGAAGAGUUCUCGGAUCUGGAAUCAAACCUGCGACCCCGGAAGACGUCGAUCAAGCGAUUAAGGCGGCAGCAAAAGCACAGGCAGAAUGGUCCAAGACUAGCUUCGCGGAGAGGAGGAAGGUUCUACGGACUUUGGAUAGAUACGUUCUCGACCACCAAGACGAACUCGUUACCGCCUGCUGCCUGGACUCUGGAAAGACCAAGGUGGACGCUUCCUUCGGAGAAAUCCUGGUGACCACUGAGAAGCUUAAAUGGACCCUCGACCACGGUGAAAAGGCUCUGACGCCGGAAUCGCGUCCUACGAACUUCCUCAUGAUGUACAAGAAGAAUAUGGUCACCUACGAACCGCUGGGCGUGGUCUCGGCCUGCGUUUCCUGGAACUACCCCUUCCACAACUUCAUCUCGCCCGUAAUCAGCGCUAUCUUCGCAGGAAACGGCAUCGUGGUGAAGCCGUCCGAGCAGACGGCCUGGUGCACGACUUUCUUCCUGGAGGUCAUCCGCGGCGCCCUGGCCAGCUGCGGCCACCCUCGCGAGCUGGUCCAGAGCGUCGUCUGCCUUCCGCGUGUGGGCGACUACUUGACCUCCCACCCGGGCAUCUCCCAGCUCACCUUCAUCGGCUCCCGCCCCGUGGCGCACAAAGUCUGCGCAUCCGCCGCCAAAGCCCUGACGCCUGUCACCGUGGAGUUGGGCGGCAAGGACCCGUCGCUCAUCCUGGACGACUCGCGCACCGUGCAUGAACUACCCGCCAUCGCUUCAAUCCUCAUGCGGGGUGUCUUCCAGUCCGCGGGACAGAACUGCAUCGGCAUCGAACGCAUCGUCGCCCUCCCCGGCGCCUACGACCGACUUCUGGACAUCGUCUCCGCGCGCAUCGCCAAACUCCGCCUGGGCUCCGUCCUGUUGUCACCCCAGGGCGCCCCUGACGUGGGCGCCAUGAUCUCCCCGGCCUCGUUCGAUCGACUGGAAUCCCUGAUCCACGACGCCGUCAAGCAGGGCGCCCGCCUGGUUUGCGGCGGGAAGCGGUUCUCCCACUCUGAGCACCCCCUCGGCCACUACUUCACCCCCACGCUGCUCGCGGACGUCACACCGGAGAUGCGCAUCGCGCAAGAGGAGCUCUUUGCGCCGGUCUUCGUGCUGAUGCGCGCCAGCUCGGUGCCGCAUGCUAUUGAGAUAGCCAACUCGACUGAGUACGGCCUGGGUGCCAGCGUCUUCGGCUACGACCCGCGGGACACCGCCCGGUGCAUCAAGGAGAUUCGGUCCGGGAUGGUCUCGGUCAAUGACUUCGGGAGCUACUACGCGGUGCAGUUGCCGUUCGGCGGCGUCAAGGGCUCCGGGUACGGCCGGUUCGCGGGCGAGGAGGGCCUCCGCGGCGUGAGUAACCUCAAGGCCGUGUGCGUGGAUCGGUUUCCGAAGUUGAUGGCGACGAGGAUCCCGCCGCGGGUGGACUAUCCAAUCAACAAAGGGGAAGGUGCACGGGAGAAUGGCACGGGGGCGUGGGAGAUGUGUAAGGGGGUGGUGGAGACGGGAUAUCAGAUUACGUUGGCGGGCAGAGUGAGGGGUAUCCUGCGUUUGUUAGGGAAUAUGUAGGGCUGGACUGUAUCCCUACGCGGGGCGUGUAUACCUGUAUAUUAGGGCGGGUAGUUGGCUGUAUCAUAGUACUUACAUAUACAUUAAUCAUAUCGCUGCAUGGACUUCAGUGAUCGACAGUUCUGGCCCUGCUUACUGUUGAUAUUUGACGAGGAUGACUGCCCAAGUGACAUACAUCCUCCAGGACCAGCUCAC